This is a messenger RNA of Octopus sinensis (East Asian common octopus), 3202 nucleotides long. Its product is annotated as double-stranded RNA-specific editase 1. The record is from RefSeq and is a predicted model, not a curated record. Bases 216 to 2573 code for a protein of 785 amino acids. The transcript is spliced from 5 exons. Gene Ontology annotation, cellular component: cytoplasm; nucleolus. Gene Ontology annotation, biological process: adenosine to inosine editing; RNA processing. Gene Ontology annotation, molecular function: tRNA-specific adenosine deaminase activity; double-stranded RNA adenosine deaminase activity; double-stranded RNA binding. Lineage: Eukaryota; Metazoa; Mollusca; Cephalopoda; Octopoda; Octopodidae.
CGAAUAUCAGCAGCGGCGGCGGCGGAGGCGAACGUGUGUAUUACAGAAUCACGUUAGCGGCUUCCUUAAUCCAUUGUUAGCUUCUUCUUCCUCUCUGUUCCCCUCAACAUUUUCCUUUAUAUAUAUCAGUCUAUAAUACUAAUAACCCGUGUUAGUUAUUGAAAUUAUUUCCCCAACUAAACCCCUACCUUCAUAAGAAAAAAAAAAAGGGAGCAAUGCGGGAUCUACACAUCUCCAAAAUGAAGGAUCUCUCUUUAGGAAACUCCACUGAAGAUCCUAAUGUUAUAAUUGAAACUGUUGAAGACAAUGCUGACAAUGAGAACAAAGGAACGCAGUCUCUUAAACCAACUCUUACAACCAAAAACCCGGUUAUGUAUCUAAAUGAAUUGUUGCCCGAACCUUUGGUUUAUGAACUGAUGUCAGAAUCUGGUCCUCCUCAUGAUAGGAAUUUUGUCAUGUCGGUAAAGGCUAAUGACCAAACGGUGCAGGGGGCUGGUCGCAGCAAGAAACUUGCCAAGGCAGCGGCUGCCCAGGUAGCUUUGUUUAAGCUUUUCAACAUCGUCUACAUCUCAGAACCAGACGGUGAACAAGAUGUGAAAUCUGAAGAGGGUGAGAAUAAAGACGGCAAAGGAGAAAUGUCAGCCCAGAAGCGCUCGUUUCCUUGGAAUGGUGAAAAUGGUCGUCCAUCAAACAAAAAAAAGAAAGCUCAUGGUCCUACCCUUCCCAAGAAUGCAUUAAUGCAACUCAAUGAAAUUAAACCGGGUUUGGAAUUUCAAUUAAUGGGUCAAACUGGACCCGUUCAUGCUCCGACAUUUAACAUGAAAGUGGAGGUGAAUGGCGAAAUCUUUGAAGGAGCCGGUCCAACCAAAAAGAAAGCCAAACUUCAGGCUGCUGAGAAAGCUCUGAGAUCUUUUGUUCAGUUCCGUAAUGCAUCCGAAGCUUACCAGGCGAUGGGCAAAAAAGUGAAUUCGUUAGAUUUUACAUCAGAUACGGCAGAUAUCGGUACUUUUAUCAAUGAUUUUGAAGACAAAAUUGAAGGGGAGAAUAACGAAGUAGCACAAGGGGUUUCCAAAGCCAAUGGCUCGCAUACAAACCAGAAAGCUACAUUAACACCCCAGCCUGCAGGUAAAAACCCUGUGAUGAUUUUGAACGAGUUAAGGCCAGGCUCAAAGUAUGAAUUUGUUUCUGAAUCAGGUGAGAGCCAUACGAAAACAUUUGUGAUGCAGAUUACAGUGGAUGGCAUUGAUUUUGAAGGUACUGGCCGCAAUAAGAAGCAAGCAAAAGCAAGGGCUGCCCAGGCUGCCCUUGCACAGGUUUUCAAUAUGCAACUUUUCCCACCUGGACUGCAACCAGUCCCAAAGGAUGGUGCUGAAGAAAGUUCGAAAGUGUUAGCUGAUAUUAUUGCCAAAGUUGUUCACGAAAAAUUUGCUGACCUGACUGAUAAUUAUUCCAGUCAGUAUUCUCGCAGAAAAGUUCUUGCUGGUAUCGUGAUGACAACUGGGUCAGAUGGUCAAGGGGCUUCUGUUAUUGGAAUUGGAACUGGUACCAAAUGUAUUAAUGGAGAGCAUAUGAGUGACAGAGGGUUUGGUGUGAAUGAUUGCCAUGCCGAGAUCAUAGCCCGCCGCUGUUUCCUUCGCUACAUCUACGACCAGCUGGAGUUACAUCUUUCUGACAACCCAGAUGUACGUAAUUCUUCGAUAUUUGAACUGCGAGAGAAAGGAGGUUAUCAACUUAAAGAAAACAUCCAGUUCCAUCUAUAUAUAAGCACUGCUCCUUGCGGCGAUGCCCGCAUCUUCUCUCCACAUGGCCAGGAUGUUGAAACAGGUGACAGACAUCCAAAUCGCAAAGCUCGAGGUCAAUUGAGAACCAAGAUCGAGUCUGGAGAAGGAACAAUUCCUGUCCGAACGUCUGGUGUUAUCCAAACAUGGGAUGGUGUUUUGGAGGGUGAGCGUUUACUUACAAUGUCUUGCAGUGACAAGAUAGCAAGAUGGAAUGUCCUUGGAAUUCAAGGGUCGUUGCUGAGCCAUUUUAUGAACCCCAUAUACCUCGAGAGUAUUAUUCUGGGUAGCUUAUACCACAGUGAUCAUUUAUCACGAGCCAUGUAUUCCCGUAUCUCUAUAAUAGAGAAUCUUCCGGAACCUUUCCAUUUAAACCGCCCUUUCCUCAGUGGUAUCAGUAGUCCCGAGAGCCGGCAGCCUGGGAAAGCACCAAACUUUGGCAUCAAUUGGCGGAAAGAGGACGACACGUUUGAAGUGAUUAAUGCUAUGACAGGUCGAGUUGAAGGUGGUAGUGUGUCGAGAAUCUGCAAGCAAGCUUUAUUCGGUCGCUUUAUGAGUUUAUAUGGUAAGCUGUCUUCAUUGACUGGUCAGUCUGUGACCACUCGUCCAACCCAUUACUCUGACGCCAAAGCUGCUGUAAUGGAGUACCAGUUGGCCAAGCAAUGUGUAUUUCAAGCAUUCCAGAAGGCUGGUCUUGGCAAUUGGGUCCAGAAGCCAAUAGAACAAGAUCAAUUUGAAAUGUCCACUGAGGCGCCAGACAUUCAAGUAAAGUCUUCAGGUGACGACUCUGCAUAAACUGCAUUCUUCAUUUUUGCUGAAUCGGCUUUAUUUCCAAAGUACGAAUAAUCUCUCACUUAUAUUAAAGUAUCUUCAAAAUGGGAACAACUCGACUUCUUUAUUAUUUUUAAACCAUUUUUAAUUCCAUUUUUAUUGUUUGUUAAUCUUGUGUUGUAGCUUUUUCCUCCUUGCUCCUACUUUAUCAGAUACGUUUUGGACAUUUUCAAUAUCUUUGUAUCUAUUCCUUGGAGUAGCUGCAUAGGGUCUCCCUCUGCAGAUAUAAUACAGUGUCUUUGGGCAGGACACUUUAUUUCUUUAAGGCUUCAUGCCUAUCUAAGAACUUCUUCUUAUUCUUCUUCUUCUUCUUCUUAUAAUGGCAGGCAUAUAGUUAUGGCAGUCAGUUAAAGAAAUCUGCUGUUUUCAAACACCUUCAUUCAUUGCACAGAAAUCUUCUUUGGAAAACUUAUGAAUGUCACAUUUCCUUCUUGACUUCAAAACCGAAUCAAGAAAAUAGAUUUUCAAAUCGAAAAUAAAUAUUUCUUUUCCUUUGUUGAUUUUCUGUUUAAAACAAAAAAAAAAAAAGAAGCAAAACAACCCCCAUCCCCAACAAACUUUGAAACCUAAAUGGGCUCUCGACCACCUCACCU